AUGACAAAUGAUGAAGUGGAAAUUUGGAUAUUUGUCAUUUUACUUAGUAAAGCAGUUUUGCGACGUACAAAUUCCAUUGACGAGACUGGUGAAAUAGUCUGGUAUUUAGCCCUUUCCUUGCUUCUGGCAUGGCUGAUAACUGGGUUGGCGCUCUGUCAAGGAAUCAGAUCUUCAGGAAAGGUAGUUUAUUUCACUGCAACAUGUCCUUACCUGCUUAUACUUAUGCUAAUGAUUCGAGGAGCUACGCUGGAAGGAGCCCGGAAUGGAAUUGAGUACUAUAUUGGAAGACAAUCAGAUUUCUCAAAAUUGGCUGAAGCUGAGGUUUGGAAAGAUGCCGCAACACAAAUAUUCUAUUCUACUGCGGUGGCAUUGGGGGCUAUAACUGCACUAUCAUCUUACAACAGAUUCGACAAUGAUUGUUACAAAGAUGCAGUCAUUAUCUCUUUUGUUAAUUGUAGUACAAGUCUGUUUGCUGGAUUUGCCAUCUUUGCUAUCCUUGGGCACAUGGCUUAUGUUCAGGAUAAGUCUGUUCAAGAAAUUGUGGAAUCAGGUUUUGGUUUAGUUUUCAUUGCCUACCCAGAUGCACUUGGACUCCUGCCAGUAUCAUCAUUCUGGUCUAUAAUAUUUUUCUUAAUGCUUCUCACGCUGGGAAUAGACAGUCAGUUUGCAAUGAUGGAAACAAUUACAACAAGUAUAACAGAUGCGCUGCCUAAUUUUAUGCAAUCAAGAUACCUUUCUUUGAUAAUCAUCCUUUGCAUAUCAUUCUAUUUUCUUGGUCUCAUAUUUGCAACACAGGCUGGUAUUUACUGGGUGCAAUUACUUGACCAUUUCUCUACUGGUUUGACACUACUUAUAACGGCUAUAUUGGAACUUGUUGGUAUAAUCUUCAUUUAUGGGGGAAACAGAUUCAUUGAGGACAUUGAAAUGAUGAUUGGUAAAAAGAGAUGGUACUUCUGGCUGUGGUGGAGAAUAUGUUGGUUUUUAAUUUCUCCUUGCCUAAUAACAGGAAUCUUAAUCUGGUCGGCUGUCACAUUUCACCCACCGCAAUAUGGAUCAUUUGAGUACCCAAUGUGGGCAAUACUAUUUGGCUGGUGCGUAUUUCUCUUCUGUGUUAUUUGGAUUCCAAUUCUGGCAAUUGUGAAAAUUACCCAAGCUAAGGGCUCCAACUUAUAUGAGGUAACUUUAUAA
Molecule: messenger RNA, 1188 nt
Organism: Hemiscyllium ocellatum (epaulette shark)
Lineage: Eukaryota; Metazoa; Chordata; Chondrichthyes; Orectolobiformes; Hemiscylliidae
Product: sodium- and chloride-dependent neutral and basic amino acid transporter B(0+)-like
Exons: 9
Coding region: 1-1188 (395 amino acids)
Biological process (GO): sodium ion transmembrane transport
Cellular component (GO): membrane
Molecular function (GO): L-proline transmembrane transporter activity
Source: RefSeq, a predicted model, not a curated record